AUGACGGCAGAAGUUCAGCAGCCUUCCGCGCAGACUCCUGCCCAGAGCAGCCCCAUGUCUGUGCCUGAAAAAAACCACGCUCAAACUGCAGUCAUGGAAAGCGCGUCCUCCACCACAAAAUCCAAAAAGACGAACGCAGGGGUUCGUAGACCGGAGAAACCUCCGUAUUCUUACAUCGCUUUGAUCGUAAUGGCGAUACAGAGCUCACCAACCAAACGCCUCACACUUAGCGAAAUCUAUCAGUUCCUACAGAGCCGCUUCCCGUUUUUCCGAGGCUCAUACCAAGGAUGGAAGAAUUCCGUGCGUCACAAUUUGUCUCUGAACGAGUGUUUCAUAAAACUACCCAAAGGGCUUGGUCGGCCAGGGAAAGGCCACUAUUGGACUAUUGACCCAGCCAGUGAGUUCAUGUUUGAGGAGGGCUCCUUUAGAAGGAGACCCAGAGGCUUUCGACGUAAAUGUCAGGCGCUUAAGCCUAUGUACAGCAUGAUGAACGGCCUGGGUUUCAACCACAUCCCGGACUCCUACAACUUCCAGAGCGGCGGAGGGGGGCUGUCCUGCGGCCCCAACAGCCUGUCACUGGACAGUGGCAUUGGCAUGAUGAACGGGCACUUGGGGAACAUGGAAGGCAUGGGACUGUCCGGUCACUCCAUGUCGCAUUUGUCAACCAACACUGGACACUCAUACAUGGGGAAUUGUCCGGGAUCGACGGGGAGCGAAUACUCUCAUCACGAUAACUCUGCAUCUCCUCUGCUCACAAGCGGGGGCAUCAUGGAGCCGCACCCCGUGUACUCCAGCUCCGCAUCGGCCUGGGCGCCCACGCCAACCGCUUCUCUUAAUAACGGGGCCUCAUACAUCAAGCAACAGCCACUGUCUCCAUGUAAUCCAGGAACAAACUCUCUGCAGCCCAGUUUACCCACUCACUCUCUUGAGCAGCCAUACCUGCAUCAGAAUGGACACGGCGCCACAGACUUGCAAGGUAUCCCUCGUUACCAUUCGCAGUCUCCCAGUAUGUGCGACCGAAAAGAGUUCGUGUUCUCCUUUAACGCCAUGACCUCCUCCGCUAUGCACUCCCCGAGCAGCGGCUCCUACUACCACCACCAGCAGGUCUCCUACCAGGACAUCAAACCGUGCGUAAUGUGA
Messenger RNA from Knipowitschia caucasica, 1140 nucleotides. The record is from the annotation of a GenBank genome assembly. NCBI's taxonomy places the organism in Eukaryota, Metazoa, Chordata, Actinopteri, Gobiiformes, Gobiidae.